AUGUGUCUGCAAUAUCCUCGUCGACCAAUAUGCAUGACGUGCGAUGAGUGGGUCCACAAGGAUCCGCCCAUUUACGCCACCCGAUUGUGUGAACGUGCAAUGUACAACAAUCCGUGCGACGAGUUACGCGAGACAACAAGAGCCGUGGACUUGCCGGGGGCUUACUGGUGCGCCCACUGCAGACUAGAGUACCAGCAUCGGUUCGACGAACAAGUCUUGAGAGGCACCCCACGGGAGAUACGUGAGCAUGAGGAGAAGAUCCGACAGCUGGAAGAUGAUGUCAGAGCCGAAGCUGCCUGGAGACUGGAAGAAUCCCAAAGGGAGGUUGAAGACGAAGACGCCGACAGAGAAUACCAUCUAGGGGAUGAAGAACAUGAAAGCAACGUACACCCCUGCAGGCCCAGAGACCCCUUCGGCGAUGUAUGGUCAGGGGUGCGAAGAGACACAAGUCCUGCCGACAGCACAGACGAGUUCCGUGAAUUUUUCAGAACACAGUUUUCGCGCCACGCAGAGAGGAGCAGGAGCCGUGCUCGAGGCGAGACUGAGGGUGACUCUGAUGACGACGAAGACGACGGUUUGGACGAGUAUCGUGAUUUUUUCGGAACACAGUUCGCGCGCCACGAAGCCAGGAUCAGGAGCCGUGCUCGAGGUGAGACUGGGGAUGAUUCUGAAGACGACGAAGACGACGACGACGAGAUUCGUUACCAUGGAACCCACGAAUACCGCUGAACAGAUGUACAACAUUGUACACGCUGCCGUGGGGAAAGUAACUUGAGUAGCCCCGGUGACCUUUGGCCGGUCACUCACCAUAGGUACUUGUAUAGAAGUCAAUAAUAUGAAUGUUGAAU
Molecule: messenger RNA, 848 nt
Organism: Exophiala dermatitidis NIH/UT8656
Lineage: Eukaryota; Fungi; Ascomycota; Eurotiomycetes; Chaetothyriales; Herpotrichiellaceae
Exons: 1
Coding region: 1-729 (242 amino acids)
Source: RefSeq, a predicted model, not a curated record